Oryctolagus cuniculus (rabbit) is the source of this 6416-nucleotide messenger RNA. The record is from RefSeq and is a predicted model, not a curated record. NCBI's taxonomy places the organism in Eukaryota, Metazoa, Chordata, Mammalia, Lagomorpha, Leporidae.
GCCGAGUGCGGCCCAGCGCGGUGCAUGCGCAGCGGCCCUGGGCGCAGCCGCUCACGGCCGCACCUGCGGGGAGGGGCCUCCAGAAACUGCCUUCCCGGGUGCCCGCCCGCCCCAGCUCCCCAGAGCCCGAGUGCACAACCAGCGAGGACGCACGCCCACCGCCCGCCGGCCGAGCCCAGCCUGAGCCGCCACCCAUCUCUGCACCAUGUUUAAGGGGCUGAGCAAAGGCGCCCAUGGGAAGGGGUCCCCCAAGGGCUCCCCAGCCAAGGGCUCCCCCAGUAAACACAGCAGGGCCGCCACCCAGGAACUGGCCCUGCUCAUCUCCCGCAUGCAAGCCAACGCCGACCAGGUGGAGAGGGACAUCCUGGAGACGCAGAAAAAGCUGCAGCAGGACCGGCUGAACGGCCAGCAGAACCGGACCCUGCAGCACCAGCAGGAGACGGGCCGCAGCCUGAAGGAGGCCGAGGUGCUGCUCAAGGACCUCUUCCUGGACGUGGACAAGGCCCGGCGGCUCAAGCACCCGCAGGCCGAGGAGAUCGAGAAGGACAUCAAGCAGCUGCACGAGCGGGUGACCCAGGAGUGUGCCGAGUACCGCGCCCUGUACGAGAAGAUGGUGCUGCCGCCCAGCGUGGGGCCCAGGGUGGACUGGGCACGCGUGCUGGAGCAGAAGCAGAAGCAGGUCUGCGACGGCCGGUACGGGCCAGGCAUGGCGGAGCUGGAGCAGCAGGUGGCCGAACACAACAUUCUGCAGCGGGAGAUCGAGGCCUACGGGCAGCAGCUGCGGAGCCUCGCGGGCCCGGACGCCGGCACCAUCCGGAGCCAAUACGGGGACCUCCUGAAGGCGGCCUCGUGGCGCGGGCAGAGCCUGGGCAGCCUGUACACGCACCUGCAGGGCUGCACGCGGCAGCUGGGCGCCCUGGCGCAGCAGCAGCGCCGCAUCCUGGAGCAGGACUGGAGCGACCUCAUGGCUGACCCGGCAGGCGUGCGGCGGGAGUACGAGCACUUCAAGCAGCACGAGCUGCUGGGCCAGGAGCAGAACGUGAACCAGCUGGAGGACGACGGAGAGCGCAUGGCAGCGCUCGGGCACCCGGCCGCGGGGCCCAUCCAGGCCCACCAGGAGGCCCUGAAGACCGUGUGGCGGAACUUCCUGAACCUGUGCAUCUCCCAGGAGAGCCACCUGCAGCACGUCGAGGACUACCGCCGGUUCCAGGAAGAGGCCGACUCGGUCAGCCAGACCCUGGAGAAGCUCAACUCCAACUUGGACACCAAGUACAGGCCAGCCCCUGGGGACCCCCUUGGCGCCCCCACAGAGCUGCUGCGACAGCUGGAGGCGGAGGAGAAGCAGCUGGCUGUGGCGGAGAGGACCAUUGGGGAGCUGCAGAAGAAGUGCCAGGAGGUGGCCCCCCUGCCACAGCGCAGGAGCCCGCCCCAGCAGACCCUGCACGUGGACAGCAUCUGUGACUGGGACUCAGGAGAAGUGCAGCUGCAACGCGGGGAACAGUACACGCUGAUGGACAACACUGACCCGCACACCUGGGUCGUGCGGGGCCCUGGUGGGGAGAUCAAGAGCGCGCCCGCCGCCUGCUUCUGCAUCCCAGCGCCGGACCCUGAAGCUGUGGCCAGGGCCUCCAGCCUGGCCUCGGAGCUGCAGACCCUGAAGCAGAAGUUGGCCGCGGUCCAGAAUGACUUGAAGUCCAGCGCUGAGGAGCCCCCACGGCCUGGCCAGCAGGCUCCAGGUGGCUCGGCCCCAGUUGACCCACAGGCCCAGAAGCUCCUGACACGGAUGACCCAGCUGGACACGGACCUGGGAGAGACGGAGAGGCAGGUGCUGGCCUGGGCCCGGGCCCCGCUGAGCCGCACUGCCCCGCUGGAGGACCUAGAGGGCCGCAUCCACAGUCACGAGGGCACGGCCCAGCGCCUGCAGGGCCUGGGAGCCGAGAAGGAGGCGGCCCAGCUGCAGUGCGAGGAGUUGCUGAGGGCCCAGCCCGUGGGCCCCGCCGCCCUGCAGCUGCCCGUGGCCCUCAACAGCGUCAAGAACAAGUACAGCGACGUGCAGGUGCUGUGCCACCUGUACGGGGACAAAGCCAAGGCUGCCCUGGGUCUGGAACGGCAGAUCCGGGACGCGAACAAGGUCAUCCAGGGCUUCGAGUUGGCUCUGGCGCAGGAGACCCCCCUCUCCGGGGACCCCGGGGCGCUGCAGGAGAGGGCUGUGGAGCUGCAGCGCCAGCGGAGGGCACUGCUGGAGCAGCAGGCCUGCGUGCUGGGCCUGCACCGGGAGCUCCAGGCCACGGAGCACGCGUGCAGCGCCCUGCAGAACAACUUCCAGGAGUUCUGCCAAGACCUGCCGCGCCAGCAGCGCCAGGUGCGGGUGCUCACCGACCGCUACCACGCCGUGGGGGACCAGCUGGACCUGCGGGAGAAGAUGGUGCAGGACACCGGCCUCACCUACCAGCGGUUCAAGAACUGCAGGGACAGCCUGCGCUCCUGGCUGGAGCACCUGCCCCAGACCCAGGUGCGACCGGACGACGGACCCAGCCAGAUCGCCUACAAGCUGCAAGCGCAGAAGAGGCUGGUGCAGGAGAUCCAGGGCCGGCAGCAGGACAGCGCCACGGUGUCCCGCCUCGCCCAGGACCUGCAGGCGGCUCUCCAGGACUAUCAGCUGCAGGCAGACACCUACCGCUGCUCCCUGGAGCCCUCCCUGGCAGCGUCGGCCCCCAAGAAGCCCCGAGUGGCCCCCCUGCAGGACAGCGUCCAGGCCCAGGAGAAGGACCUGGCCAAGGCCUACACCGAGGCUGCAGCCGCACAGCAGCAGCAGCUGCAGCAGCUGGAGUUUGCUAGAAAGAUGCUGGAGAAGAAGGAGCUCAGCGAGGCCAAGCAGGCGAGCCCGGCUCAGGCCGGGAGGGAGUCGGAGACGCUGAGGUCGCAGCUGCAGGAGGAAAGGCAGCGGGUGGCCCGGGUGCAGCGCGAGCUGGAGGAGCAGCGGGCGCAGCUGCUGCGGCUGCGGACCCAGCCGCCCGUGGAGAGGCUGGAGGAGAGGGAGGUGGUGGAGUUCUACCGGGACCCGCAGCUGGAGAGCAGCCUGGCCAGGGUGCAGGCCCAGGUGGAGGAGGAGGGCAGGAGGCGGGCCGGCCUGCAGGCAGAGCUGGAGGCCGCGGCGCAGACGCUCGCCCGGCUGCAGAGCGAGAGGAAGGCCAGGCAGCCCCAUCUGCUGACCAAGGAGGUCACCCGCGUCGAGCGGGACCCCAGCCUGGACAGGCCAGGCAGCCCAGCUGGGCGUCCGAGAUCCAGCAGGUGCAGGAGGAGAGCGGCGAUCGUGGGCGCCCGGCUGGCCGCGCUGAAGGAGGAGCUGCUGGCCCUGGAGCGGCGGGAGGCCGCCGUGAAGGAGACGGUGGUGGUGAAGGAAGUGGUCAAGGUGGAGAGGGACCCGGAAAUGGCGCAGGCAGCCGGGGCCCUGAGGCGGCAGGUCCAGGAGGAGGCCGCGCGCAGGAAGGGCGCCGAGGAGGCCGCGGCGGGGCUGCGGGCCCACAUCGCCGACCUGGAGCGGGCCAUCGGCGCGGUGGAGCCCAAGGUCAUCGUGAAGGAGGUGAAGACGGUGGAGCAGGACCCGGGGCUGCUCGAGGAGUCCUCCCGGCUCCGGAGCCUCCUGCAGGAGGAGAGGAGCAGGAACGCGGCGCUGGCCCGGGAGCUGCAGGAGCUGCGGGGCCGGCACAGCGUGGCCGCGGCGCAGAAGCCCCAGGUGCAGCUCCAGGAGCGCGUGCACGAGAUCCUCCGCGUGGACCCCGAGACCGAGCAGGAGAUCACGCGGCUCCGGGCCCAGCUGCAGGAGGCGGCGGGCCGGAGGAGCCGCGUGGAGGAGGAGGUGGGGCGGCUGCUGCCCGAGCUGGCCGUCCUGCGGGCCCAGAAGCCCGCGGUGGAGUUCCGGGAGGUGACCCAGGAGGUGGUGAGGCACGAGAAGAACCCCGAGGUGCUGCGCGAGGUCGACCGGCUCAAGGAGCAGCUCAACGAGCUGGUGAACGCCAACGGGCGCGCCCAGGAGCAGCUCAUCCGGCUGCAGGGCGAGCGCGACGCCUGGAGGCGUGAGCGGGCCAAGGUGGAGACCAAGACGGUGACCAAGGAGGUGGUGCGGCACGAGAAGGACCCGGUCCUGGAGAAGGAGGCCGGGCGGCUCCGCCAGGAGCUGCGGGAGGCGGCCCAGAAGCGCCGGGCCGCCGAGGACGCGCUCCACGAGCUGCAGAGCAAGUACCUGCUGCUGCAGAGGCGGCGGCCGGAGGAGAAGCUGGUGGUGCGGGAGGUGGUGGUGGCGCAGAGGGACCCGCGGCUGCACCAGGACCACAGCCGGCUGAGCCGCAGCCUGGACGAGGAGGCGGGCCGGCGGCGGCAGCUGGAGCGCGAGGUGCAGCAGCUGCGGGCCGCCGUGGAGGAGCAGGAAGGGAUGCUGAGCUUCGGGGAGGACCGCGGCAAGAAGCUGGCCGUGGAGCGGGAGCUGCGCAGGCUGACCCUGCGCGUCCAGGAGCUGGAGCAGCGGCCUCGCGCCGGGCCGGAGAGGAUCAUCACGGAGGAGCUGGUGAAGCUGGAGAAGGACCCGGAGGUGGAGAAGUCGGCCGAAGCCCUGCGCCGGGACCUGCAGCGCGAGCAGGCCCGGGCGGCCGAGCUGCGCCGGGAGUCGCAGGGCCUGCAGGUCCGCAUCGACGUCCUGCGGACGGCCAAGUCGCAGGAGAAGACCAUCUACAAGGAGGUGAUCAGGGUGGAGAAGGACCAGGCGCUGGAGGGCGAGCGGGCGCGCGCCUGGGAGGCGCUCAGCAGGGCGCGCUCGGCCCGCCAGGCCCGGGAGGAGGAGGCGCGGCGCCUGCGGGAGCGCAUCGACGGGGCCGAGGCGCUGGGGCGGUCCUGGUCGCGGGAGGAGGCCGAGCUGCAGGAGGCCCGGGAGCAGGCGAGCCAGGAGUGCGGGCGGCUGCGGCAGCAGCUGCGAGAGCUGGAGCAGCAGGCGCUGCGGCUGCAGGAGGAGGUGAAGACGGAGAGCGAGAAGGCGGAGAGCGAGCGGCAGCAGGCGGCCCAGCGGGGCCGGGAGCUCUCGGAGCUCGAGGCGGCCAUCCUGCGGCAGAAAGACCAGCUCCACGAGAAGGAGAGGACCCUCCGCGACCUGCAGGCCAGGGUGAGCCGCGAGGAGCUCAGCCAGGAGACCCAGACGCGCGAGACCAACCUCUCCACCAGGAUCUGCAUCUUGGAGCCGGAGACGGGCGCCGACAUGUCCCCGUACGAGGCCUACAAGAGGGGCGUCAUCGACCGCGGCCAGUACCUGCAGCUGCAGGAGCUCGAGUGUGACUGGGAGGAGGUCACCACCUCGGGCCCCUGCGGGGAGGAGUCUGUGCUGCGGGACCGCAAGAGCGGGAAGCAGUACUCCAUCGAGGCCGCCCUGCGCUGCCGGCGCAUCUCCAAGGAGGAGUUCCACCUGUACCGCGACGGCCGCCUCCCCAUCUCCGAGUUCGCCCUGCUCGUGGCCGGCGAGACCAAGCCCUGCUCCUCGCUCUCCAUCGGCUCCAUCAUCUCCAAGUCCCCGCUCGCCUCCCCCGGCUUCUCUUUCGGGCUCGCCGACGACAGCUUCCCCAUCGCCGGGGUCUACGACACCACCACGGACAACAAGUGCAGCAUCAAGACGGCCGUGGCCAAGAACAUGCUGGACCCCAUCACUGGGCAGAAGCUGCUGGAGGCCCAGGCGGCCACGGGGGGCAUCGUGGACCUGCUGAGCCGCGAGCGCUACUCUGUGCACAAGGCGGUGGAGAGGGGGCUGAUCGAGACCACGGCCACGCAGCGGCUGCUCAACGCCCAGAAGGCCUUCACGGGCAUCGAGGACCCCGUCUCCAAGAAGCGUCUGUCGGUGGGCGAGGCCGUGCAGAAAGGCUGGGUGCCCCAGGAGAGCGUGCUCCCCCACCUGCAGGUGCAGCACCUGACGGGGGGCCUCAUCGACCCCAAGAGGACGGGCCGCAUCCCCGUCCCGCAGGCCGUGCUCUGCGGGAUGAUCAGCGAGGAGCUGGCCCGGCUCCUGCAGGACGAGUCCAGCUACGAGAAAGAUCUGACCGACCCCAUCUCCAAGGAGCGGCUGAGCUACAAGGAGGCCAUGGGGCGCUGCUGCAGGGACCCCCUGAGCGGCCUGCUGCUGCUCCCCGCCGCGCUGGAGGGGUACCGCUGCUUCCGCGUGGCCUCCCCCAGCCUGCCGCGUGCCCUGCGCUGACCGGGGAGGACACAUGUACCCUGUCCCUGCAGCAGCCUGAUCCCAGGCAGGGCCCCCCCAGCCGUGCGCCUCUGUGGGUGGUGGUGGGCUCCCGCCCCUCGCCUCGGUGCCAGGUCCAUCCCCAGCCCAGGAAACCAGCAGCUCCGAUUUUCCCCUACCCAGUGCUUCCAAUAAACGAUUUCUCCCA